This is a messenger RNA of Suhomyces tanzawaensis NRRL Y-17324, 2255 nucleotides long. RefSeq lists its product as uncharacterized. The coding region runs from base 39 to 2072 and encodes 677 amino acids. Gene Ontology annotation, biological process: regulation of DNA-templated transcription. The record is from RefSeq and is a predicted model, not a curated record. The transcript has a single exon. Gene Ontology annotation, cellular component: nucleus. Gene Ontology annotation, molecular function: DNA-binding transcription factor activity; transcription cis-regulatory region binding. Lineage: Eukaryota; Fungi; Ascomycota; Pichiomycetes; Serinales; Debaryomycetaceae.
GCUUCGUCAAAGUAGGGUAACACCAUAUUGACUGCAAAAUGGAAGUACAACAAGAAAUCGGUGGGGCACAAGCACUUCUUCAGUUGGGCUCUAAACUCAAGGAUGGCGAGGAGGAUCCUGAGCUAAAUAUAAGCGAGAUCGAUGAUUCUCGGAAUAAUGAUAUCAUGGACGAUGGCGAUGAGUCUGUUGUUCGAGAUCAAACUGGUGAAAGUGAUAGACUCCAGUCUGAAGACGAUGAAUCAAAGACUACAAACCAACAGAUAAAUGACGCUGUGGAAGCUGCCGUGAUGCGUUAUGUUGGGGGCACUUUGGAUACAAAUGGUCCCAGGAAGAAUAAGAGAAGAAUUAAUCAUGAAGAGAUCAUGAACAACAUUAAUGAUUUCAAUCAGUGGACUGGAUUUUUGGAUGAAGAUGUGACGAACGAAGACUACAGUUAUGCCAACGACAUUACAGGAAAACAUAGAAUAGGCAAGAGAAGAAGGGUGAGUCAGGAUAUUGACCCCGAAUUAGCAGGACUCGGUACUUCUGAACACGAUCAGUUAGUUGAAGCUGCUAUAAUAGACGCUAGAGAAUUGACGAGGCACAUCAAUAGCGGGGAUUUGAAUGAUCAUGAUAAUCUUCAGAAUACAUUGAAUGGCGUACCUCCACAUCAAGCGCAACAAGUAUUGGCAGCGGCCAAUGCAGCCGUUCAAAAUCAAGGGCAUGGAUCAGAUUCAAUUUCUGCUAUUACACAACUUGCUCAAGCUGCCUCAUCCUUAUCUAGCUCUGCUAAAAAAGCAAAAGUAACUCCCAGAAGUAAAAAGGAGUUGAAAAGAAUAGAAGAAAGUCUUAUAAACUAUGCUACGGGGGUGUCUGACGUACAGUUACAAGACAAGGGCGUUUCGAAAACAAACUUCAGUCAUCUUAAUGAUGUGGAGAGUCUUAUUGAAGAAGCGUCCAGCCGUGCAUGCAACUGGUAUAACUCCUUGGGAGACAAUACAGGAAAGGGUCCAAGAUUAUUUGCCCCUAUCGAGAUAAGUGCUGUGGAUCAUUUUAUUUCGGGCUACUGUCAUUUGUUCAAAUGGACUAGAGAAGAUAUUUGCAACAGAAUAUGGUCGAGUGAACGUAAAAAGGAUAACUUUUGGGAGUCGUUAACUCGAGUCUUGCCUUACAGAUCCCGGGCAUCUAUUUAUAAGCAUGUCAGAAGACUGUACCAUAUUUUUGAAAUUAGAGGUAAAUGGACAAAGGAAGACGACGAGUACUUAAGAAGAUUGGCCGUUGACCAUGAAGGUAAAUGGAAGAAGAUUGGUGAAGCCAUGGGUAGAAUGCCGGAAGAUUGUCGUGAUCGUUGGAGAAAUUAUGUGAAAUGUGGUGAUCAGAGAACAUCACAAAAGUGGACACCAGAAGAAGAGCAUGCUCUAAAGGUAAUUGUUACAGAAAUGGUAAGCAAUGCAGAUGGUAAGGAUAAGCAGUCUGCUAUCAACUGGACUCUAGUGAGCGAUCGUAUGAAUGGUCGUAGAUCUAGAAUUCAAUGCCGUUACAAGUGGUCUAAACUUGUACGCAGAGAAUCCAUGCUUAGGUCCACGUAUAUGUCACCAGAGGUAAAGUCGUGGCUUUUGAAGCGUUUGGAAAUAUCAGGUUUCGAAUCUAUUGAAAAAAUUGAUUGGAAUUAUAUUAGUCAGAUUUAUCACUCUGAACAGAAAGAACUCUUCCCAGAGCCCAAUUAUGACUGGGAUGCUACGGAUUUCAAGACUGCUUUUGAGAAAAUGAAAACCGAAGUCAAGGACCACAGGAAACUUUCAUUGCAUGUUCUUCUCCAAAAGUUGACCAACGAUUACUACAAAAAAGAACCGAAGGUUAUAGCUGCUACCCCCGUUGAUGAGCGGUUGUUACAAAAUGCUCCAGAGAUGAAAGCACAAGACCUCAAUAAAGAUUUAGCUCAGAAGCAGUACAAUCAAGGCAAACCUCAAGCACAUGGCCACAAUGUGGACAAUAACGACCCUGCAUCCAUAGCGAAUGCUGCAGUGGCAGCUAUUUCGUCUGGCGUGGAUGUGGAUGAGCCGCAACAACAGGAGUACAGUUUGUGGAGAUAGUGCUUAGUUCGUAACAUUAUGAGGCAAUCCUUAAUGGAGAAUCCAACUAUGACAGUACAUUAGUUCUCUAAAAUACAAUCACAGAUGUGGUUUAUCUGCAUGCCCUAAGUAGAAUGUUCCAAAUUCCAAGUUCUAUUCUAUUGCCAUAUUGCCGUAGUUUGUUUGCAACCCACUAUUUGCGAG